Arabis nemorensis is the source of this 897-nucleotide messenger RNA. The record is from the annotation of a GenBank genome assembly. Lineage: Eukaryota; Viridiplantae; Streptophyta; Magnoliopsida; Brassicales; Brassicaceae.
AUGGUACGAACACCAUGUUGCAAAGCAGAAUUAGGGUUGAAGAAAGGAGCUUGGACUCCGGAGGAAGAUCAAAAGCUUCUCUCUUACCUUAACCGUCACGGUGAAGGUGGAUGGCGAACCCUCCCCGAAAAAGCUGGGCUCAAGAGAUGUGGGAAAAGCUGCAGAUUGAGAUGGGCCAAUUAUCUAAGACCUGACAUCAAAAGAGGAGAGUUCACUGAAGAUGAAGAAUGUUCUAUCAUCUCUCUUCACGCCCUUCAUGGCAACAAAUGGUCUGCUAUAGCUCGUGGAUUACCAGGAAGAACAGAUAACGAGAUCAAGAACUACUGGAACACUCAUAUCAAGAAACGUUUGAUCAAGAAUGGUAUCGAUCCUGUUACACACAAGGGCAUAGUCUCCAAAUCAGAACAACUCCCGGAGAAACAAAACGUUACUCAAACAACGACUAGGUUCUUGAACAGAGUAGCUAAUAGGUUCGGAAAGAGAAUCAAUCAUAGUGUUCUGUCUGAGAUUAUCGCAAAUAAGUCAACGAGCUCGUCCUUCACACCAACCUCGAAUCUUCUCUUCCAGAUGGCCGUUGCAACAACUCCUGUUUCAUCGGUAUUUGACGUUGACGGUAACGUGAAUCCGAUGUCGUCUUCGUCCACGUUCUCUGAUUGCUCCGUUAACGAUCCUCAAAUGUACUUUGAUAGUUUCAUUGAGGAUACUAUCGGUUUCUCAAAGUUUCUGAAUGAUGAAGAUUUCAUGGCGUUGGAGGAUUCUUGUGUUGAGAACAAUCUGUUUACGGAAGAACUUGCGAGGUUUCUUCAGGGAGAUGAAACCGACGUCGUUGAUGUCACGCCGGUCUAUGAACGUCAAGACAUUUUUGAAGAGAUUGAAACAUGGUGUAAUAACGGGUAA